Molecule: messenger RNA, 1893 nt
Organism: Rodentolepis nana
Lineage: Eukaryota; Metazoa; Platyhelminthes; Cestoda; Cyclophyllidea; Hymenolepididae
Source: the annotation of a GenBank genome assembly
AUGGAAAAGUGUCUGAUGGUUCAAGGAAACCUACUUUUUACUAAUGAAACUGCACCUUUUAUGAAGCGUGACAUGUUUAAAUUAACCUCAUUUGAGUGGGAAGAUUUCACUCCACUUAUUGUGGCAACACGAAGAGCAUCUCUAGAGCAAAUGAAGGCUCUAAUCGAGAAGGGAGCAAGUGUUUACGGAACGGAUAAUGAAGAAAGCACAGCUUUGCAUCAUGCCGCUGGCAUGGGCUUCAUAGAUGGUGUUAAGUAUUUGCUGCAGAUGAGAAGUCCUGUAGAGAUGGCUGACUGCAAUCAGUUGACUCCUAUAAUGUGGGCAACUCGAAAUAACCAAUUGGAAAUUGUUAAAUUAUUACUCCAGGCGGGAGCUUCGGGUUGCACAUUAAAUCCCGCGAAUGAUUCGGCUUUCAACGUUGCGGUUAGAUUGAAUUACCGAGAGAUCGUCAAGUAUCUCCUAAAGGAAGGUGAUUUCGGGCAGGACAAAGAUAAAGUAUUGUAUAUAGCGCUGGCGGAGGCUUCAAACAUGGGCAAUGUGGAAUUGGUGAAAAUACUGGUGGAAGCUGGUGCUCCCAUUGAUUACCCGGCUGAACACAUAAUUCCACCUCUUCACUUGGCCGCGAGAGAAGGUAAAGUAAGCACCGUUCAUUACUUAGUGACUAAGAACGCAAACAUGGACAGACUUGACGAAUUUGGCUAUACACCAUUGAUGCAUGCAAUCAUUAACAAGCAACUCUAUGUGAUCAUGAACCUCCAAAUGUCAGGUGUGAACGUGAACGCUAAAAACAAGAAUGGACUCUCAGCUCUGACUUUGGCACGAAAACUAGGGGAUGAAAGAAUUGGACAGAUUUUGAACGCCGUCGGCGGUCUUCCUCUAGAGCAAGGGCCACAUCAAGCAGUCGGGCUCAUUCUUACGAGAAUGGAUGAGGAUGCUGAUGAAAAUUUUGCAAUUGCAGAUCUGGAACGUCGCUUUGGACGAAAUCUAGCCUUGAGUGAUAUUCAGAAUAAAGCAGAAGGUGGCAUAGAUGACGAAAUAUCUGAUGAUUAUUCUGAAACAAGUUUAGGUGGUGCCUCCACUUUGUCACUUCCAUCCGAGUCAAUUUAUAAUGUAGAAUUUGGAGGAACCGCGUUAAUUGCCGCAACGCGGGCCAAUGAUAUACACCAAAUGGCUACAAUUCUCCGGUAUCCAGGACAUAUUGAUCAAGCCGACAAUUAUGGAAACACAGCACUUCAUUAUGCAGCUAUAAGUGGCUUUAUGGAUGGAGUAAAUUUGCUUAUUAAAUACCGUUGUGGCCUCAAUCCGCAAAAUAUUAUUGGUCUGUCACCGUUAAUGGAGGCGAUAUUUAACCGCCACAUUGAUGUCGCAAAGCGAUUACUGGAAGCCGGAGCGUCCCCAUUUAUUCUCAGUUCCAGUCUUGAAAGUGCCAUAACACAUGCCGCUUCAAUGAAUUACCUCGAACUCCUUUAUUACAUGAUUAAUGUCCAAACGGAGCCAGCAAUGCGGAAGCAAGUCUUCGACCAUGCUCUUGUCUACGCUGCCAAAAAUAGAAAUGUGGUGCUGGCAGAUGCAUUAUUAAGUAAAGGAGCCGAGGUUAAUUUAACUAUACCACACCAUGUACCACUUCUGAUUAUUUCCGUGGGACUUGGUGAUGAUAUUUUGGUUACAAGAUGGAUACAUGCUGGAGCGAACGUAGAAGGUCGGGAUUUUCUUGGCUUGACACCUUUAAUGCACGCCGCAAUUUCCGGCCACUUGAAUACUUGCCAACUACUAAUAAGUUAUGGUGCGAAUUCCAAGGCUGUAUUUGAAGGCAAAACUGCCCGAGACAUGGCCCUUGAAAGAGGAUAUAAAGCAGUCGCGCAAUAUUUACAAUCGGACAUGCUGGGAAGUUAA